Messenger RNA from Saccoglossus kowalevskii, 1503 nucleotides. Its product is annotated as hemicentin-1-like. NCBI's taxonomy places the organism in Eukaryota, Metazoa, Hemichordata, Enteropneusta, Harrimaniidae. The record is from RefSeq and is a predicted model, not a curated record.
AUGGGAGCACGUCCUGCAUCUGACAUACAGUGGACUGUUGAUAAUGAUAAUCCAGAUGAUGAUGAGACAAUAUCAGAUAAUACACAAGAUAGUGACCUGAAAGAUACAGCAAGUACCAUGACAUUCACACCAACUUAUCUAGAUCAUCAGAAUACAACGUUGACAUGUAAAGCUACAAAUGAUGCAACUAUUGUUAAUAGACAACCUGUUAUUAAACAACUUUUACUUGAUGUUUUUGAUGUUGUUGGACCAUUAGAUGUUGAUAUUCUACAAGGAGAAGAUGCUACUCUGCAAUGUGUUAUCACAGACUUUUCUGGUAGUAUAGGAAAGUGGUCUAAAGUUGAUGAGGCUGAUGAGAUAUUCAAUUUACUCAGUUCCGGUGCAUAUAUAGGCACUGGUCACGAUUCUACAAAACAUUUUGACUGGAGUGUGGACACUACUGGCACACACCACUAUGAUUUAAAUAUACCCAAUAUAGAUAUCAACGAUGAAGGAUGUUAUUUUUGUGGGAUUGGAACUGGAGACUCCAACAUAUCCCCUAACAGCGUUACCAUUUCCGAAGAGUCAUCUGGUGUUGUCAUAGUUACUUCUGGUCGCAUGACUACAUUAACUUGUGUUGCUAUGGAAGCACGUCCUGCAUCUGACAUACAGUGGACUGUUGAUAAUGAUAAUCUAGAUGACGAUGAGAUAAUAUCAGACAAUACACAAGAUAGUGAUCUGAAAGAUACAACAAGUACCAUGACAUUCAAACCAACUUAUCUAGACCAUCAGAAUACAACGUUAAUAUGUAAAGCUACAAAUGAUGCAACUAUUGCUAAAGAUCAACCUGUUACUAAAGAAAUUACACUUGAUGUGUGGGUAUCUCCAGACAGUUUAUAUUUUAAUGGUUACCCUGACAGCAGUGAUGUUACUAUGAUAUCUGGAGAAUCAUUUAACAUCAUGUGUAGAACUACUAAAGCCCAUCCUGCUGCCAGUAUACAGUGGUAUAUAGAUGAUGAUAUAAUUACCAGCAAUGUCAACCAUAGAAUAUUAUGGGAUAUCAGUGGUAGAAAAGACACAGUUAGUGAAUUAUCAAUGAUACCAAAUAGGGAAGACUUUGGAAAGAAAUUAAAAUGUAAAAGUAAUCAUGAUGUCCAGAAUAAUCCAAAAACUAUAUUUGUCAAUAUAAUUGUACAAUAUUCUGCUGUAAUUUUCAAUGACACUUUGGAAGAAAGUUCAGCAGAUCAAGGUCAGAAUGCUACCAUUGUGUGUACAUCUAUAGGAUAUCCAUUACCGGUGAUAGAGUGGUAUAAAUGGACUGAUGGUAGUAGAGUGGCACUUAUGAGUGAUACCAGCAGAGUUGUGAUAAAACAUGAACCAUACACAAUGAAUAGAACUACACAAAGCACACUGUAUAUACUGAAUGCGAGACCUGGAGUAGACCAUGGUGUAUAUACCUGUUAUGCUAGUAAUAUUAUUGGUAGUGAUUACUUGAAUAUUACACUGGCUGGUAAAAGUAAGUAG